Penicillium macrosclerotiorum is the source of this 2097-nucleotide messenger RNA. RefSeq lists its product as uncharacterized. Bases 1 to 2097 code for a protein of 698 amino acids. The transcript has a single exon. NCBI's taxonomy places the organism in Eukaryota, Fungi, Ascomycota, Eurotiomycetes, Eurotiales, Aspergillaceae. The record is from RefSeq and is a predicted model, not a curated record.
AUGGCGCAUUCGCGUGCACGCUCGAAGUCCUCCCGGCCUGUUAGGGCAAGUCGCACCAAAGUUCAGACCUAUCAUGAAGAAAGCGAUUCGAAUGACGAUUUGACUGACCGAGAUAACCUUGGCGGGGAAAGGUUGAGACCUUCCUCGGUCUCGCUACGCCCGCGAAAUACAUCGGGAACGCGCCGAUCUUAUCGCGAGGAUUCGUCCGAUGAGGACCCUGAGGACGUCUCGGAAGAGGAUGAAAACCAAGACACCGUCCCAAUUUCACUCGUCACCGAUAGAGUAUACGCCGCGAUGUCUGGAUCCUCGGGCAUAUCUCACUCGACUGCUGCUCCCAAGCUUGCUCGCUCUUCACGCCGCAGUCGACCGACCACACGUUCCCAACCUAGGAGACCAACUACAUCAACUCAAAAGUCUCAUAAGGGACUUGGACAACCAUUGAAAAAGCGCACGAGAAUUGAUGCUGGGGAAGAAUUGUUCUUGAAUUCUGGCGUGAUUCCUCCAUGGCCCACUCUUCCCUACCACAUACUUCUCGAUAUUUUCGUGCGAGCAUCUUAUCCUCUAGUCAAUGAACAAUUGAUGACACGCACGAAAUCCGUCAAAUGGCUCGUGGAUAUUGCCCUCUUGUGUCGCGGUUUUCUUGAACCGGCCCUCACAGCUCUCUAUCAUUCCCCGCCGUUGAUCCCAGUCGCCAAGAGCCAUGACUUGUUGAAGCUUCUUUCCAUGCCACAAGAGACGUUGGCGCUCAUUUAUUCUUCAAAGGUAAAGGAGCUCCAUGUCGAUGCUGAGACUGUUUUGUUUUAUAAAAGUGGUCCCCAGCUGGGCUACUUUGAUUUUCCUCAAAUGAUCGAAAAAACCCCCCAAGUGCAGACAGUGCGACUUUAUCACAAAGACGACUUUAUCAUCGGAGUUCCAUCUUUCAACAUUCCUCAAUCUAAGUGGACCUACCCAGAAUCUCUUUUUUCAGCUAUUGACUGGACGGGCAUCGCUCUCCGGAGUUGGGACUGGAAUGGUCGCUUCUUGAAUACCCUCGAUCUUCUCCCAUUCAUGCUGGAAAAGCACCAGCGGGCUUCAUUCCAAACACUGAAGCAUUUACGCCUAGUUCAUGUUGACGACUAUCAACGAGAUGAUACUAGUACAUUGGAGGCAACUCUUGCAGCGUCUAUUCAAGAACUCCCCCAACUCGAGAGUCUGGAGCUCAUUGAGUGUACUCUGAUAAGCAAAACAAUCUUCCUCCAGCUCCCACCCAAUCUCCGUUCUCUGAGCCUUUCCAACUGCGAGCGAGUCUUUACCGAGUCUUUGACGGAUUUUCUGAGAACUUGCGGCGGGAACCUCCAAGAACUCAGUCUAUCUCACAACCGCCACCUGACCAUGUCCUUUAUCACCAAUCUUGCAGACUACUGCCCUAAGCUCGAAAAGUUCAAAAUGGAUAUUUCAAUUCAUGACUGGUCUAGUUACAAUAACACCAAGCCUCAUUUUCAGGCUCUCUUGAGUCGAACUGAAAUUCCAACCUGGCCAGAAACUCUACAAGAGAUUGAGUUGAUCCAGCUGAAGAGGAUUGAUGCGCCCACAGCAGAGAUGGUUUUCAUGUCUUUGAUCGAUGCUGCACCGCGCUUGCGGUACUUGCGGCGGCUCACUUUAUCCGUAAUCCUUGAGAUUGCCUGGCGCGAACGUGCGACCCUUCGAGAGCGAUGGAUACAUCAAUUUGAAGCCACUUUUCUACGUCGAAGUGCUCCUCCGGAUCCCAAUUUCCGUUCACUUCGAAAACGGCCUUUGAAAAGCAUCUCCCAUACUACUGAUUCAGGGGUCUUUGCUGAUGAAUCCUCAAGACCUGGCUCCGCUGGAAGUGAUCUUCUUACGCCUUCCAAGCGCCAUAGCGUGCGUCUUGCACAACACAAGGAAUCACCGGCGCUUGCUCUCCCUCGCCAGUCGGAACCUUCCUUUUAUGGAAUGUGUGAUAUUGUCAAUGUCCGGAUUGAUAAUCAGCGACCCACUGAGACACAACUCAACGAAAACGAUUUCCUAGACGAGGAAGCUAGUGGUGACGAAGACUGGGACGGUGAUGACUGGGAGCCUGCAGACCGCCACGCAUGGUGA